AUGAAUGUGAAUGGUGGCAGCCAGAGCACUCCACAGGCAGAACUCCAGACACAUGUCCAGGCGCACUCCCAGGUGCAUCCAUCAAAUGAAAGUGCUGCCAAUCAAUGUGACUUUAGCUUUCUCAAGCGCAAAUAUGAAACGCAAGUGGAGCUGCCCUUGGGACAGGAUUAUGAUGCGAAUCCGUGGAAGAAACGUCAUCUGGAUUAUGAUGUAACUGGCGGCAGCGGGGAUAUGUGUUUUCAACUGCAGUUGGACACGGGCAACAAUAAUGCGACAACAGCCACAAAUUCGACGGCUUUUAUCAAUGACCUAUUUGCCUAUGAUAGCAGUCUGCUGGUGCCAGCUGCCUCCUAUUGUGCUCCGCCUCCGGAGGCGGAUGGCGGUGGCUGGCAGACAGGGGAACUACUCGAAUUGGAUCAUCGCUAUAAUUCCGGGCUGCAGACAGAGAUAAAUCAAUUGAAUGCCACAUUGCCACCGCCGCCUCCUCCGCCGCCGCCGCCUUCGUCAGCUACUUCCGCUCCUGCUGCAUCCGCCUCCGUCUCCGCCAGUUUUCUGCUGCCGAUUGCUCAGAAAACACAGCCUCAGUCGCGUCCAGCCAGCUGCGGUAGACGCAACUCCGAAACGGAACCGGAUUUCGAGGAUAAAAAUCUAUCCUGGUUGCUCAAUUUCAAGUUCGAUGAGUUUCCACAUUUAUCGCCGGAUGUUGGUGGCGGCCAGCGUUUGGGCAAUGCCGCUCUGGAGGCGGCCACGCCCACCGGGGCGGCUAACAUGGCCAGCAGCCUGUCGGAUUGCAGCUCGGCGUCUUCCGCAUCCGCAUCCGCAUCCAAUUCGAAUCAUUCGCAUAAUUCCGCUCACAGUUGCCUCGAUCCGCGUGAUCCACGUGAUCGAUCGCCCAACACAACAACAACGACAGCCACAACAUCUGCAACCUGUUCAACAACAACAACAGCAAGCGGUGCAACAACAGCAACAAUAAACACACCAACCAAAACGGGACGCAAAUUCGAGGAACUCGUCAUGGAGGUCACCUCCGAAAUGGAUGCCAAUGAUAUGAUUGUCGCCGAGCAUGUUGUGGUCGAGGAUACCACCUCCAAGGCGCCAAAGAAACCACCGUUCACAUACACGGAACUCAUUGAAUACGCCCUCGAGGAUAAGGGUGAGCUGACGGUAUCGGGCAUAUACCAAUGGAUAUCUGAUCGCUUUCCGUAUUACAAAUCAAACGAUGAUCGCUGGAAGAAUUCGGUGAGGCACAAUCUCUCCAUCAAUCCGCAUUUUCGAAAGGGAGUCAAGGCGCCUCAAGGAGCCGGACAUUUGUGGGCAAUUUCCAGCGGAGACUCUGCGGAAAAUGUCCUGGCCUGGGAGCAUAAAAAGCAACGCUUGGAUUUGUUUUUCAAAAUGGAAUCGAUAAAUCGGGAGCGCAUUCAGCAACAUCAGCAACAGAUGCAACAGCAACAACAGCAGCAGCAACUGCAACAGCAACAUUGCAACUCACCACAACAACAACAACAACAGACUUGCCAACAACAACAACAGCAACAUCAAAAUGCCUCAAGUUGCAUCUACGAUGAGGCAGCUGCAGCUGCUGCCGCCUUGACUCAAGAGAUGUUGCAACAAGCGGCAGCAACUGAAGCAUCGCCAGCAGCAACACAUCACAAUCAUCAACAUCAACAACACAAUCACAAUCAUCAUCAUCAGCAACAACAUCAUAAUCAACAACAGCAACAACAACAACAACAUCAACAACAACAGCAACAACAACAACAGAGAUUGUUGCCCUUCAACGAUCUUUUGAGCGAUGAGGAACUGCGCAAAACUGCGGGUCAAAUCCUCAAUGGAAUCCAUCGAGAGGUCGAAGUGCAGUCGGUCAACUCUAUCAUCAGCACCUACCAAGAUGUACUCCUAGACAAUGACUAUCUCAAUCCCAUCCACAAGGACGUUGUGGUCACUGAAAGUGGACUCCGUCAGCAGCAGCAACAACACCAGCAGCAACAGGGCAAUUUGGGAGGUAGCCUUAGUCACUCGCAGUACUAUAUCACGGAAAUCGAUCCCAUGGAGCUGGGCAUACAGAUGUCACAUCAGGUGGAACCCUCCGAGGAGGAAGUGCUCUUCAGCGAUGACUUUAAUCUCAAUUAUUUUGGUUAUAAUCCCGGCAGCGAUAUUGUCGCUUGA
Messenger RNA from Drosophila innubila, 2169 nucleotides. It is a transcript of the gene fd3F, whose product is annotated as hormone receptor 4. Gene Ontology annotation, molecular function: DNA-binding transcription factor activity; cis-regulatory region sequence-specific DNA binding. The transcript has 5 exons. Lineage: Eukaryota; Metazoa; Arthropoda; Insecta; Diptera; Drosophilidae. The record is from RefSeq and is a predicted model, not a curated record. Gene Ontology annotation, cellular component: nucleus. Gene Ontology annotation, biological process: regulation of DNA-templated transcription. The coding region runs from base 1 to 2169 and encodes 722 amino acids.